AUGAUUGUCUUCUAUCUGCUCCUCGCAAUCUUCAGCGUUGGCGUGGGCAGUAUCCUCGGCUCGGACGACUUCCUCGUAGCUUUCGGCGCGGGUUAUGGUUUCGCAAGGGAUGGAUGGUUCAGCAAGAAGAUUAAGGACGCUCAUCUCCCGGAUGUGACCGACCUUUUGCUCAAUUCGGCCAUGUUCAUCUAUCUUGGCACCAUCAUGCCCUGGGAAGCGUUCAGCCCUCGCGACAUUACUCCUUAUGUUACACCGUUGAGACUUCUCGGAUUCGCCGCCUUGGUCCUCUGCUUCCGUCGCAUUCCCAUUAUGCUUGCAACAUACAAGAUCAAUCCUGACAUUCGCACCUUCCGUGAAGCACUCUUCUGCGGACACUUUGGACCUAUGGGUUUGGGUGCGAUCUUCCUGGCUAUUGAAGCUCGUGCAACUCUCGAGACUGGCACUAGCGAGCCGUUGCCUCACCCUCCAAAGUUCUCGCCACCUUACUCGAACCGUGAAAAGGGAGUCGAGAUGCUCUGGCCUGUGGUAUGCUUCGUCGUCAUGUGCAGCACCUUUGUUCACGGACUGAGUGUUCUCGGAUUGAGUUUGGCUAGUCACUUCCGCAGAAAGGAAGGCGAGAGAGCACCCUUGCUGGCUCAAGAGACUGAUCCUCUGGACGGCAUGGAACAUGAACGUCCUGAAGAUCUGGACACAGACCAUGAAGAGGACUAG
This is a messenger RNA of Aureobasidium vineae, 711 nucleotides long. The record is from the annotation of a GenBank genome assembly. NCBI's taxonomy places the organism in Eukaryota, Fungi, Ascomycota, Dothideomycetes, Dothideales, Saccotheciaceae.